Acaulospora morrowiae is the source of this 1095-nucleotide messenger RNA. The record is from the annotation of a GenBank genome assembly. Lineage: Eukaryota; Fungi; Glomeromycota; Glomeromycetes; Diversisporales; Acaulosporaceae.
AUGGACUCGCAAGAAACCUAUUAUACUUAUCAAUCUCCUGUAUUCUUUGGAUAUAACCCUGAUGGAGGAAGAAUAUGCGGUGCCUACUGUAUAUUGGCAUUCACCUUAUCAAGCGUUAUUAUAUCUAUCAUCUUGAUGAUAUGUCUUUAUUCGGUAUAUAACAAACGAAAACGAAAUAGGUUGCGAGUAGAUACUGAAACUCAACAACACAUUCUUGAUCAAUAUUCUCGGCAAAGCGAACAAAAUACAACAGUAGUUAACCUGGGUGUUCCGUUAUUUAGUAAAGAUCGCAGAGGUAGAACAUCAAGUGAACUCGCAAGGCGUGCUGCCGCAUUCACUCACUCUUACCCACCUUCGGAUGCGUUACCCACCGCUGAACAAGUUGAUCAAAUCAUUUCGCAAAAGGGCUACGGAGCAUGGAGAUUCGUGUUAGAUCGGUCAAUGGUGAAUGAAACUGGAAUGCCUAAUAUAAGCAACGAAGGACGUGUGGUGGAAUUUGGAAUUAAUAAUAAUAAAUGGCGCCUGAAACCUUCUGCCUCAAUCGUAAACAAGGAUAUCUGUGUACAAUCGAAUUUUCCAUUCUUUUGGCCGGUACAGAGUGUCGAUGAAGAAAAACGACGGGAGGCGAUCAGUUGUAGAGCCGAAUUUAUGCAUUAUUUUGAAAUUACCUUAAUUUCGAGAUGUAAAGGUGUGGAAAAUAUGGCCAUUGGCUUGACAACCAAACCAUAUCCUUAUUUCAGAUUUCCAGGAUGGUGUUUAUACUCUAUAGGUUACCACUCAUGUGAUGGUAAGAUCUUUCAUGAAAACAACUUUGAAGGAAAACCUUACGGUCCCUCAUGGGGAGAUGAUAUAGGUGAAACCGUAGGAGUAGGGUAUCGACCAAACACCGGCGAAAUAUUUUUUACAAAAAAUGGAGAGUAUUUGGGUGUGGCGCUGAGGGAUUCGAAACACGUGUGGUAUCCAGCUGUGGCGGCUGAUGGUCCUUGCAGAUUUGAAGUGAAUUUUGGAGAUAAAGGUAGAGGAUUUAGGUUUGAGAAGGCGAGAAAUUAUGGACCGGGGUCACCUCUAAAAGAAGAAUGUAAUGAUAGUGAAUAA